UUGUUGUUGUCGUUUCAUCUUUGUUACAUUCAACAGCUGGGUGGAACUGCCGACCAAAAAAUUGGUUCUGUGUGACGUUUUCAAAGAGAUGGAAGUUGGGCUGUUUUGAAAGAACAUACCGUAGUAUUAUUAAGAUCAAUUAUUCCCAUUGUCAUGGAUUUUAAUGUUAAGCGGCUAGCUGCAGACGCGGGUACCUUCCUGAGCCGUGCUGUACAAUUCACAGAGGAGAAGUUUGGUCAGGCGGAAAAAACUGAGUUGGAUGCCCAUUUGGAGAAUCUUUUGGUAAGAGCUGAAGCCACCAAGCAAUGGACAGAAAAGAUUAUGAAGCAGACUGAAGUCUUAUUACAGCCCAACCCAAAUGUCCGACUGGAAGAAUUUGUGUAUGAGAAACUGGAAAAAAAGGCGCCAACGCGAAUGAACAACUCUGAACUGUUGGGCCAGUCCAUGAUUGACUCAGGAAAUGAAUUCGGUCCUGGGACUGCCUAUGGAAAUGCUUUGAUAAAAUGUGGCGAGACCCAGAAGCAGAUUGGCAGUGCAGAGCGAGAGUUAAUUCAAAGUUCUGCCAUCAAUUUCCUGACCCCUUUUAGGAACUUUCUGGAGGGGGACUUCAAAACAAUCCUGAAAGAACGGAAGCUGCUGCAGGUCAAGCGGUUGGAUCUGGAUGCAGCCAAAACAAGACUGAAGAAGGCCCGCAUGGCUGAUGCCAGAGCUGCCGCAGAGCAGGAGUUGAGGAUGACUCAGAGUGAAUUUGACCGUCAGGCUGAGAUCACCCGACUGCUGCUAGAAGGCGUCAGCAGCACCCAUGCACACCACCUACGCUGUUUGAACGACUUCGUUGAGGCUCAGACUAUAUACUAUGCGCAAUGCUAUCAGUAUAUGGUUGAUCUACAAAAGCAGUUGGGCAGUUUUCCUUCAUCAUUCACCAACAACAACCAGUCAUCUGUGUCGGAAGGGGCAAGCAUCUCGGUGCCCACCAUACCAAUGUCGGCGUCCCUGCCCAACUCUGCAAGCCGUGGUGGCCCAGCCACAUCUGGCGGCUUCAGUGAAUUGCGUUGCUCCAGUGGCAGCCGCAAAGCGAGGGUGCUUUAUGACUACGAUGCGGCGAGCAGUAGUGAACUUUCCCUGUUGGCUGAUGAGGUGAUCGCAGUCAGCAGUGUUCCAGGAAUGGAUUCCGACUGGCUGAUGGGGGAGCGAGGCAACCAGAAGGGCAAAGUGCCAAUCACCUACCUGGAGCUACUUAACUGAAACAUGAAAAUAGCUCCCUCAUUUUUUGCCACAUCAGGAAUCUCCCAUUCGGUUUCCUCCUCCUCAAUUCAUUUUUAAGCAAAGUUCCAUUUUUAUCGGGACACUUGAACUCGUUGAAGCUGGAAUCAUAGCAUUUGAGUGAAGGGACGGACUGCAUUACAUUUCAAAACAUAUUGCCUUUAUUCGAUAUUAAGCAAUUUGCAAUAUGUGCCCUAACAUCUCCCAAAGUUUUCCAUCCAUUUUGUUUACAUUAUGUACAUUGUCUGCGGGAAAUCUGUACGAACAUCUCAGAUGGUAGCCUACCCCCUCACUGCCAGCAUUAAGUACAUACUUUAUUUUUUAAAUGCACUUAAGAUUGACAUGAUGCUAUUUCAAGUCUUAUUCCAUAACUGAUUAUUAUAUCAGGCAGUAAGAGAUCAUCUAAACAUUACUGUUCGAUCAAUAUAUUGUACAAGAAUAGUGGAGAGAGCUGUGACAUUUGAUAUGCGAAAUGUGAAAUGAUAAAACGUUUAAAUGCCAAACAGGAAAUUAGCAGCCAACUAAAUCAUUUUAUUUAAAAGGAAAUAUUAAAAUAUUUCAUGAACAAUUUUAGUUUAAUGUUUGUCUUCCAAUAACAACAGCAUGGAAAUGGUCAAUUUAUUCUCCUUUUGAGUCAUAGAUUACUGUUACUUGAUAGUGUUAAUUGGAAAACUCAAUAAUUCGCAUCUCUGUUGGAAAUUUUCAACCCAAAGGUAUUAUGAGAUUAAGUUAUUACUGUGUGUCUUAGUAGCAAAUUCUUAGUUCAUGUCAUGCUUUAUAGCGGUGAUAUGAUGGAUAGAACGCUAACACCAUUAAACCUGAAUUCAAUCUCAACCUGAAAAUAAAAUGUUGCCUUUACAGUGUUCAAGCUUUGAACAUAAGCUGUCUCCCAUGUUUUGUUUUGUUUUUUAAAUAAGACUUGUAAAGUCAAUCAUAGAGUGAAUACAUAAAAAGAAAUACAUUUAUGCUUCAAAAAGUAUUUGCCAGCCCAGUAUGUUAGCAAAAUCAGCCACCAGGUGGCAGAACGGUACUUUUUGUAUUUUUGUGAACAACAUUAGGUAGAGCUGCUAAAUAUGCCAUCCGUGAACAAUGUAAGAUUUUAAAAAAAGAAGAAGAAGAAAAGAAACAUUGAGAGGUGGUUCUAGAAAUAUAAAUAUUUUUAAAAAGCUAGUACAGUUCUUUCAGAAGAGUAGCUACUUGGGAUUUCAAAAGUGUUGAAGUAUCAAUAGUACUGAAAUGUCUCCAGAUAAGAUUUUUGAUUGCAAAAGUAGUGAUACACAGCCAAAAGGAACUUGAGUGUUAAUAUAUACAGUCAGGGGAGGAACUCCGGGUGCCCGGGUUUCGAGCGUACAGGGUGUGCGAGGGUGGAUUCUUAAAAUAAUGUAUGAUGAUGCGUGAAGGUAUAAUAGUGUAUAAGAGUUAAAAUUUCUGUCAUUAUCUGCAUUACCUCAAGUAUGUGUUUACAGGUGACUGAAUGUGAGGCUUGCUGUAUCCUCUCGUGUUUCAGCAUCCUAAUGUGUGCCUCCCACUGCUCCCACUAGAGCUUUAGUGCCCAUUUCUGUGAGUAUAAAAAACACACACAGGCCCAGAAAAUCAUACAAAACACUGACCUACUUUGAAAUCGGUUCCAUUGAAGGCAGAUUUACCAAAAAAGCCCAAAGGCACCCGGGACUACAAAUAACAAUUUAUGCCAGUGCUGUUGUGGCAAUGUGAGUCAAUUGGAUGACAAUGUUUUCGUCAUGUGUUAAGUAACAUGUAGGGUUUUUGGCUGUGACCUGGUGUACGGCAGGUCUUGUGCAUGUGGUCAAAAACCUGAACAUGUUCAUUUUCCAUUUUUUUACAGAUCUAUAGGACUCCCCCUGAGUAAACCCUUUUCUUAAAAAAAAACAAAAAAAAACUGGCCAUGUAUUGUGAUCAUCCUUCUGAAAGUAGCAGUUACUUGGAAAUAUUUUAUAUUUAAGAGCCACAAAUUUCAGAGAAAGGGCAAAUUGAGGAACAUGAAUUUCUUUUACCAGAAAUAGGACCAUAAAUAUUGAGUUACUUAAAGUCAACCAUGUGUCCUCAAACUUGAGUCUAGUGUUCCAACGAUUAAUCGAUUAACUCAAGUAAUUCGCUAAGGAAAAAGCUAAUCAAAUUGCUGCAUUGAGGAUUCGUUCAAUUAGAGCAGUGUUUUACAACCUUUUCUGAGUUACGGCAUGUUUUUACAUUACAAAAAUCUCAUGGCACACCACAAACCAAAAAUGUUCCAAAAUUACUUUCUGCACAUUAUAUGUAAUUUCUCAAUAUUCAUACUUACUCAGUGUGAAACUUGAGCCUGUUUAGAUUAAUCUUUUUCAACAGCGCUCAGACUCAGUUUAAAUUUUUAAAUAGCAGUUAGGCUUGAAAAGCUCAGAAUUAUGAGACGCGGACUUUAGGCAGGUAGUAUUAAAGUCUCUACCACAGUGUGGGACUUUUUGGGUUUAGCAACAAGUUCAGCAACAAGGUAACUGGCUUUGAGGGUUUUCUCAUAUAACAUUGUUGUUUUUCUAAAAAAAAAAAAAAAAAAAGGCAAACGAAGGCAAACAAAAUAGUCCAUCGACUUGUUUUGAAGCGAUGGGUGUUUCGUUUGGAAAUUACCUUUAAGCUUGAUUGGUAACAUAGCACUGUUGGUAGCUGCUCGUGUUGUGUUCAAGAACUGCUCGAAUUUCUAGCCAUCAGCCACCUUGCUGUCCUCGAGAAUGUGUUGGAAUAAAACAUAAGGAGGAUUGAUGGUUGUUACAUAUGAGUAAAAUGGAAAGGACUUUUCCGUAUAUAUAUCGACACUUGACGAUUCUAAUAAAAUGAUGUUCAGUAGACGCGCUGGGGUCCACAUUGUCGCAGACAGCAAGGUGGCUGAUGGCUAGUAAUCCAAGCAGUUUUUGAAUACGACGCGAGCAAUUCCUCACUUAUCUGCACACGACCGCAACCCUCUAACUACUCCUUCUUUCCAGCUGCUCCUUGUUAAGACCAACAUAAGGUGUAUUUUGGUUUGAGCUAAUGUAUGUUUAUGCAUUUGUUUGUUAUUUAGUUUAGAAGUUAUUUAGAAGUAUUUAGCAUUUUGUGUGGGAAAACAGUGGUAUGAAAAAGUAUCUGAACCUUUUAGAAUUUCUCACAUUUUUGCAUAAAAUGGUCAAAUGUGAUUUGAUCUUUGUCAAAAUCACACAAAUUAAAAAACUUUCUGCUUUAACUAAAACCACCCAAACAUUUCUGGGUUUUCUUAUUUUAAUGAGGAUAGUAUGCAAACAAUGACAGAAGGGGGAAAAAUGAGUAAGUGAACCAUCGCGUUUAAUGUUUUAUGGCCCCUCCUUUGGCAGCAAUAGUUUCAACCAGACACUUCCUGUAGCUGCAGAUAAGUCUGGCACAUCGAUCAGGACUAAUUUUGGCCGAUUCCUCUCUACAAAACUGCUGUAGUUCAGUUAGAUUCCUGAGAUGUCUGGCAUGAAUCGCUGUCUUUAGGUCAUGCCACAGCCUCUCAAUGGGGUUCAAGUCUGGACUUUGAAUUGGCCACUCCAGAACUUGUGUCCUGUAUUUUGUUCUUUUGAAACCAUUCUGAAGUUGAUUUACUUCGGUGUUUUGGAUCAUUGUCUUGUUGCAACAUCCAUUCUCUUUUUAGCUUCAACUGUCUGACAGACGGCGGCCUCAGGUUUUCCUGCAAAACAUACUGAACUUUUGAAUUCAUUCUUCCAUUAAUGAUUGCAAGUUGUCCAGGCCCUGAGGAAACAAAACAGCCCCAAAUCAUGAUGCGCCCUCCACCAUGCUUCAUGGUUGGGAUUAGGUGUUGAUGUUGGUGAGCUGUUCCAUUUUUCCUCCACACAUGAUGUUGUGCGUUACUCCCAAACAAUUUAACUUUGGUUUCAUCAGUCUACAAACUAUUUGGCCAAAACUUCUGUGGAGUGUCCAAGUGCCUAUUUUGCGAACAUUAAACGAGCAACAAUGUUUUUUUUAGACAGCAGUGGCUUCCUCGGUGGUGUCCUCCCAUGAAUACCAUUCUUGACCAUAGUUUUACAUAUAGUUGAUGUGUACACAGAGAUAUUGGACUGUGCCAGUGAUUUAUGUACAGUGCCUUGCAAAAGUAUUCGGCCCCCUUGAAUCUUGCAACCUUUCGCCACAUUUC
Molecule: messenger RNA, 5395 nt
Organism: Corythoichthys intestinalis (scribbled pipefish)
Lineage: Eukaryota; Metazoa; Chordata; Actinopteri; Syngnathiformes; Syngnathidae
Gene: sh3glb1a
Product: SH3-domain GRB2-like endophilin B1a
Exons: 9
Coding region: 154-1245 (363 amino acids)
Biological process (GO): membrane organization
Cellular component (GO): membrane; cytoplasm
Molecular function (GO): protein binding
Source: RefSeq, a predicted model, not a curated record